AAAGCUUUUUAGCAUUUUCUAUUUAACUGCUAAUUCUUCACGAUCUUACCCGCCAAAAGACCGCCAUGGCCAAGUUGUGUCCGAUCCAACGCCUCCACCUAUUCAAUUCUGACACAACCCUCCAUCAAAAUACACCCCCCUACCACCAAAAACAAGUAAUUCAUUCACCGACUUUUCUUGCUCUUGCUAUCACUGACGCCUCUCUCCGAACCACGUCACUCCCAACUUCUUCUCUCCAACCCUUUCCAUCUACACCAGAUUUUCGCUUCUUAAAUGAAACAAAUGAAUUCGGAAGUUUGGGCUCGGUUAGAUUAAAGCAUGCCCAGAUGAUAAAAAUAAGCAAGAAUGGGAAUUCAGACACAAUGGCUAAAAAUUUGAUCUUGUAUUACUUGGAGUUUGGUGAUUUUGAAUCGGCUGCCAAGGUUUUCUUUGUCGGUUAUUCGAAGAAUUAUACAGAAUGGAGUUCUUUUUGGAAAGAAUAUGAGAGUUUCGGGGGGACAGUACAGCAAGUUCUUGAGGUGUUCGGUGAGUUGCAUAGUAAAGGGUUAAUGUAUGAUAGCAGAGUUCUUACAAUGGUUUUGAAGAUUUGCACUAGAGCAAUGGCAUUUUGGGAAGGUGUGGCGGUUCAUGCUAGUUUGAUCAAAAGAGGCCUAGACUUCGAUAUGCAUGUGACGUGUGCGUUGAUGAACUUUUAUGGAAAAUGUUGGGGUGCAGAAAGUGCUAAUAAAGUAUUUGACGAAGUUUCGAUUCGAGAAGACUUGUUGUGGAACGAGGCAGUCCUGGUAAACUUGAGGAAUGAACAAUCGACAAAGGCCAUUGAAUUGUUUCGAGAAUUGCAGUUUUGUUUUGCAAGAGCGUAUAGCAGAACAAUUGUGAUGUUGCUGCUAGCAUGUGGAAAAAUGGGAGCUCUCAAUAAAGGAAAGCAAAUACAUGGGUAUGUUCUAAAAUUUGCUAUGGACUCAAAUUUGCCAAUAUCUAAUUCCUUGAUUAGCAUGUACUCUAGAAAUAACAAGCUUCAACUAGCUAGGACAGUUUUUGAUUUGAUGACAGAUCGUGAUUUAUCUUCAUGGAACUCAAUGAUUUCAAGUUAUGCUGCCGUUGGUUGUGUAAAAAAUGCUUGGGAUCUUUUCAAUAAAAUGAAUUCAUCCAAUGUAAAACCUGAUAUAAUAACCUGGAACUGCCUUUUGUCAGGCAAUUUUCUUCAUGGUUCAUAUACAGAAACCCUGGCCGUUUUGCAUAAAAUGCAGAGUUUGGGUUUCAGGCCAAAUCCAAGCUCUGUCUCUAUUGUUCUUCAAGUUGUUACCAAAUUGGAGCACUUGAAAUAUGGGGAAGAACUCCAUGGCUACGUUAUAAGAAAUGGACUUGAGUAUGAUGUAUAUGUAGCAACUUCGCUGAUAGACAUGUAUGUGAAGAAUGAUUACUUAGAUAGUGCUAGAAAAUUUUUCGAUAAAAUGAAGAAUAGGAAUAUUUUUGCUUGGAAUUCAUUGAUAUCAGGUUAUAGCUUCAAAGGUUUGUUUGAUGAUGCUAAGAAGUUAUUGAAUCAGAUGAAAGAGGAAGGAAUUCAAACUGAUUUAGUAACAUGGAAUAGUCUGGUCGCGGGAUAUUCAAUUUGGGGUCAGAAUAAGGAAGCUUUGGCAGCCAUUAAUCAAAUGAAAGAUUCAGGAUUGGAUCCUAAUGUGGUUUCAUGGACUUCUUUAAUAUCAGGUAGCUCACAAAACAGAAAUUAUCUGGAUUCCUUUAAAUAUUUCAUCCAAAUGCAGCAAGAGGGAAUCAAGCCGAACUCUGCCACGAUGUCCAGCUUGCUUCAAACUUGUGGAGGCCUAGGUCUGUUGCCAAAGGGUAAAGAGAUACACUGCUUCUCCCUAAAAAAUUAUUACACUGAAGAUGUAUAUAUAGUGACAGCACUAAUUGACAUGUACAGCAAGUCUGGCCAUUUAAAAAGUGCAGAAGUGGUGUUCAGGAAGAGUGCAAAUAAACAAUUAGCUUCUUGGAAUUGCAUGAUUAUGGGUUUUGCAAUUUAUGGCCAUGGGAAAGUAGCAAUUUCACUUUUUGAUGAGAUGUGUGGAGCAGAUAUCCAACCAGAUGAAAUAACCUUCACAGCUCUCCUUUCUGCUUGCAAGCACUCCGGUUUAGUUGAUGAAGGAUGGAAAUACUUUGAUAGAUUGAGCACAGAAUAUGGUAUAACGCCCACAAUAGAGCAUUACUCAUGCAUGGUGGAUCUUCUUGGUAAAGCUGGUUAUAUUGAUGAAGCUUGGGACUUUAUUCAAACAAUGCCGGUAAAACCAGAUGCUACUAUUUGGGGUGCUCUUCUUGGAUCCUGUCGGGUCCAUGGAAACCUGAAGUUAGCAAAGAUUGCAGCAAAGAAACUUUUUAAGUUGGAACCAUAUAAUUCUGCUAAUUAUGUUUUGCUGAUGAAUUUGUAUGCUAUGUCAAACAGGUGGGAGGAUGUUGAACGCAUUAAAGAUUUGAUGAAUGAUGCAGGGGUGAAAAUUGGGCAGGUAUGGAGUUGGAUUCAAAUUGAUCAGCUUGUUCAUGUGUUCUCUGCCGAAGGGAAACCUCAUCCAGAUAUAGCUGAAAUAUAUUUCGAGCUGUAUCAGUUGGUUUCUGAAAUGAAGAAACUUGGGUAUGAGCCGGACCUCAAUUGUGUACGUCAGAACAUUGUUGAAGCAGAGAAGGAGAAGGUAUUGUUGAGUCAUACUGAGAAAUUGGCCAUCACUUACGGACUGAUGAAGAUGAAAGGCAAGGCUCCCAUCAAGGUAAUUAAGAAUACAAGAGUGUGUUCUGAUUGUCAUGCUGCUGUAAAAUACAUGUCUUUGGUUCGAGGCCGAGAGAUUUUGCUGAGGGACGGGAUUCGGUUUCACCAUUUUAGAGAAGGCAGGUGUUCCUGCAAUGACUGCUUGCAACAGGCGAGUUGUUAGCAUUCUGUGAUUAUAUUUUUUCAGAAUUUUAUUUAUUAGAUAUUUAGAAACCAAUCCUUUCUCUUGUUCAGGAGGGUGGUGACACCUCAUUUGUCAGCUAAACUUAGAUGUUUGAGUUUUUCUCUAAAAUGAACAACAGCCUAAAAGCACAGCAUGCUGGAAAACAAAGGCAGGCAAUAAUUUACUCAGAAAGCCACUGCAUAUACCAAAAAACAAGCAACCAAAUUGUACUGCUACUGAAGAGGUUCUCUACUGAAUCUUCCUGCACAUAGACGGUGAAACUACAACAUGCAAACCAGUAUCGCAAAGGCAACUAGUAUUUGUUACAUAAAUAUUUACAGA
Molecule: messenger RNA, 3260 nt
Organism: Mangifera indica (mango)
Lineage: Eukaryota; Viridiplantae; Streptophyta; Magnoliopsida; Sapindales; Anacardiaceae
Product: pentatricopeptide repeat-containing protein At4g01030, mitochondrial-like
Exons: 1
Coding region: 66-2918 (950 amino acids)
Biological process (GO): RNA modification
Molecular function (GO): protein binding; RNA binding; zinc ion binding
Source: RefSeq, a predicted model, not a curated record